This is a messenger RNA of Aureobasidium uvarum, 747 nucleotides long. NCBI's taxonomy places the organism in Eukaryota, Fungi, Ascomycota, Dothideomycetes, Dothideales, Saccotheciaceae. The record is from the annotation of a GenBank genome assembly.
AUGAACGACCCCGCCUGGUCCUCCACUCGCGGAAACUACUACUCGGCCAUCCCACCCCACGCCGGCAUGAAACUCGCACGCGAGAUUGCAACCGUGACUUACCGCAGCGGUCCUGAGUGGGAGCUUCGCUUUGGCCGCCGUCGCGCCGACCCCUCGAAACCUCCUGCCCUAUGUCCAGACUUCCUGAUCGAGACGUAUCUCGACCACGCGGGUGAAAAGUGGUGCUUGGAGUACGAUGCAAACAGUCUGCUGUACGUGAGCAAAGCGAUGGAUCUAUUCGACCUAGGCAAGGAACACAUGGACAUGCUCGAAGGCGUGAGAGCAUCCAAUGUCCACAAGCUAGACCAAUUCGGUGCCGACAAACCCACACCGAAACCAGAGAGUGGCGCAGCGGAUCUGUGCAACUUGACGCUGCCGGAUACACCUUAUGAGGAGCAAGAGUCGACGGCGGAGAUCAUGAAUGAGAAUGCCGACAUCAAGGCUGCUGCUCAGGACAACGAGCCACCUGCCGAUCUUGUCAAGGGCAUGCAGGGAUUGAGAGAUAUCCCUGCUUUGGUGCUGGGUGUGGCUUCUGAUAUUUUGUUCCCUGCUUGGCAGCAAAGAGAAAUUGCUGCUGCGUUGAGGAAGGUGGGAAAUAGAAAAGUUACCCAUGUUGAGCUUGGCGAGGAUAGGAGUUUGUUUGGUCAUGACACCUUCCUGCUUGAUCUUGAAGGCGUCGGUGGUGAGUUGAAGAGAUUCUUGGGUUGA